AUGGCUUCUCGAUGGUCAGCUAAUGGUGGUAGCUACUCAGCACCACUGGUGUAUGCACCUCAUCUUGAGGGAUACGCUUACACUGAAGGACCUCCCUUCCAGCUCACCGCGCCGUAUUAUGCUCCGCCAUAUCCUCACUACACAAGUCCUCAACCGCCUCUGUCACCCAGGCCAUCUCAGCCCAAACAUGCUUUCUCAUCACCUCACGGUCACAGAGGUCCUUAUCUGAGGGUCGGGAGACACUGCCCUCAGCAGAGUUGCGAUGAAGUGUCUUGCAUGUCGCAAGAUUUCUAUGGAGAUAUCACAUCUAGUCAAGAUGCCACCGCCAACGACGAAGACAUGGAGAGCGAUGAGCAAGCAGUCCAGGGAGUGAAAGCGAGCUUCCGUCGACGCAAUCCCGAUUCCAAACCCGAGCGGAUUCUACGUAGUCUUAUUCGUCCAAAGUCUACCGAUGCGGAGUACGAGCUUGACGAUGACGCCUUGAGCAGCAUCUUCUCGGCUGUCAAUGCGAUUUUCUUCAAUGGCCGCCUCACCAGCCGGGUGAACUGGACUUGGUCAAAGCCAUCGGACCCCGAAUACAACCGCGAGAUCGUGGGUCACACUUCAUUCAGAAAGGCGAACCACGGCGGAUACGAGACCUUGAUCACCCUCUCGUUCCCCAUCCUCACAAGCCCGAAAUACAAUCGCCGGCUUCUCAUCUCAGCGUUCAUCCACGAACUGAUCCACUGCUACCUCUUCGUGUGCUGUGGCUUGGAGGCGCGGAACUGUGGUGGCCACACUCCUGGCUUUCAUCAGAUUGCCAAGAUCAUCGACAACUGGGCGGGACCCGGCAUGCUGCACCUCUGCGACAUGGAAGCAGACCUCGAGCACUUCCGCGUCGGGUCCCACGCUUGGACCAAUCAACAGCGAAGCCCGUCCCCUGCCCAUUACCACAAUAGGCACAAGGCUGAGUACGGCCCAAGUUACCGCUACCCAGCUACUGUUGUGUCACACAGCGGCAGCGCCUACUGGGAGCAACCAUCCUGCAGCGGGCGCUGGGACUACCCCGUCGCGCCUGUCGCUCGCGCUUAG
Thyridium curvatum is the source of this 1071-nucleotide messenger RNA. RefSeq lists its product as uncharacterized. Lineage: Eukaryota; Fungi; Ascomycota; Sordariomycetes; Thyridiales; Thyridiaceae. Bases 1 to 1071 code for a protein of 356 amino acids. The transcript has a single exon. The record is from RefSeq and is a predicted model, not a curated record.